AUGGCGUUUUUACCCAUCAACUCAUCCAGCUUGGAUCUCUCGAUAUCGAUGCCCGGCUUUGCUUCUUCUCCGCCUCGUCCUUCAGCGAAAGAAUUGGACAUGAACCGGGUACCGGAGGUAGGAGAUGGCGCGGAGGAAGAACAAGCGGUGGCGGAGAGGACGGAGGAGGAAGAGGAGAGCUGCAGCAUUAACAAUGGAGGUGGUCAGCCAAAGAAGAAGCUUAGUCUAUCAAAACAUCAGUCUCGUCUCCUUGAAGAUAUCUUCAGGCAUAACCAUUCAUUAAACCCUAAGCAAAAGGAAGCCUUGGCUAUGGCACUCCAGCUGAAGCCAAGGCAAGUUGAAGUCUGGUUUCAGAAUCGUAGGGCCAGGAGCAAGCUGAAGCAAACUGAGAUGGAAUGUCAGUAUUUAAGGAGGUGGUUUGGGUCAUUGACGGAGCAAAACCGCCGGCUGCGGCGGGAACUGGAGGAGCUCAGAGCUACUAAGGUUGCUCUCCCAGCCGUCGUCUCAAGCCACGGACGACAGCCACCCAUCCCGGAGUCCACUAUAACCAUGUGUCCCCAGUGCAAGCGCAUAACCGCUGCCACUAUAACAUCUAGUAGGGCUGCAGCCACCCAGACCGCCAUUGGCACCACUGCAACGCCAUCGAAGGCAGUUCGGUCCACCCUCAAGUUGCAGCAGCCGUCUCAAGGUUGAUGAUCGGCCGACCAAGAAGGCCAGAAAUGAACAAAUGACGACAAACCAUGGUUAGAAAAUGACCUUAGGCUGUUCCUCCA
Messenger RNA from Cucurbita pepo subsp. pepo (vegetable marrow), 773 nucleotides. RefSeq names its product homeobox-leucine zipper protein ATHB-17. Gene Ontology annotation, biological process: regulation of DNA-templated transcription. Gene Ontology annotation, molecular function: sequence-specific DNA binding; DNA-binding transcription factor activity, RNA polymerase II-specific. Lineage: Eukaryota; Viridiplantae; Streptophyta; Magnoliopsida; Cucurbitales; Cucurbitaceae. The record is from RefSeq and is a predicted model, not a curated record.